Messenger RNA from Schizophyllum commune H4-8, 1945 nucleotides. RefSeq lists its product as uncharacterized. The coding region runs from base 38 to 1945 and encodes 635 amino acids. The transcript is spliced from 3 exons. The record is from RefSeq and is a predicted model, not a curated record. NCBI's taxonomy places the organism in Eukaryota, Fungi, Basidiomycota, Agaricomycetes, Agaricales, Schizophyllaceae.
ACAGGAUUCAUUCACGACCUACCCCGAAACGGAAGAUAUGGGCAGGAUGGUCGCCUCUCUCAUAGCGAACGGCGGCCAGUUCAAAACACUCUCUGCUGACCCCCCAGAAUUCGGGAAUCCUCGGAUAACGGAUCGAAUCCGAGCGGCAGGCGUACGCGACCUCUGGAACCUGAAUGCCCUGCUGUCGUGGCUCACCGUUGUGGACGCCCCUCAGCACGCCACGAAAAACGGCGUGAGCCUGCUACGGCGUAGUUGGUCUACCCUCAUGCUCUGGCUUGUCUAUCUUCUGGACAGCAGGGAGGGUUUCGACGAUGGUCUCAGCGCUUGCGUGCAUUUCCUCUUGCAUAUCUUCCGCUUGAAAGAGCAGCUAUCCGAUCUCCUCGAACAAACGAAUCAGCCACAAAUGUGGACGAUGGCGCUCUGGCUAAAUCUGGCCAUCGAGGUAGCCCCCGUUAACAUCAGGAAAAAUACACUCCUCGAACGAUACAUACCCUUGCUGCGGUCGCUGAACACGACGAUGCUAAUGCUGUCUACUCCCGUCGACUCCACGCGUUCGGACGACUACGAUCACGAGUCUGUUUCGAAAUCCCUGGCGGCAGUCGAGCACGUGUCCCAUCGAGUGCAUCGGCGGGCCCUCCAAAACGUACUGAAUAUCAUCACUGCUACCUACACCGCCCACGGCAAGCUAGAGUACCAGAUAGGCUGGUCCGACGUACUCGACGUUUCGGAUGCUCAGCUCCAACAGACGAAGCGGUUCUUCACAGAGAUGGGUGUCUCUCAGGUUUCUGCCCGCGAUGUAAAAGUCAUACUUGACAUCGUCCGGUCGCUACACGGGCUCAAGCUGCUCGACAACACCUCCCGAGACGCCAUCAUAUACACGGCUAUCGACCUUCUUGCAUCCUUCUGGGAUAGGGAUCAUCGUGCCAUUGGUUGGGCGAUUCGCAGCGGCGUAAUCGAAUAUAUGGUGGAGUCGCUCGUGCAGUCGGGAGUAUCGGAGGCGAACAGAGAGGCUUUCUUCACGAAUCUCAUAACUGUGGUUACCUGGACAGUACAUUUCCCAAUCGCUGUCCACUUCCACAAGAAAGGCGCCUCCGAAUCGAUUGCCCUCCUUGCGGGGAAGGACAAGCAUGGCGUAAUCUGGGCACAAGUACACGCUGAACUAAUGAAGCGUUGUGCCUUGGUCGAGAAAUUCUAUAAGCCUAGAUGCGAUAAUUAUCGAUGCCCCAAGCUUAUACCUCCCGACGAGAUGCGUGCCAAGUGCUGCCAGUGCUACGAAGUCUACUACUGCUCUCGAGCUUGCCAGAGGCAGCAUUGGGGCAUGCACCGGCUCUUCUGCCCUUUCAUCGGGAAGAGGCUCAACCGCCCUAGCGGUCACUAUAGCAAAACUGGCCCAGAGAUACAUAUCGAUGGAGGCUACGUCAAGCGCAAAGACGCCUUCUUUGUCGCGCAGCUCGUUCAGGAUAGCCUUCGAUACCAGGGCGAGGAGAUCCUCUCAGCUAUUCGAACGGAGAUGGAAGAGAAUCCUGAGGGGAAGCCCAUCCGCGACUUUGCACUCUUCUUCGACUUCGACGGCAAUGUACGCCCCGAGUUCACGGCGCAGGCGUACCCCGUCGAGGAGGGCGACCCUCAUAUUCCACCAACCGACCUAAACGAUCUAGCGGUCUAUGUGUACGCGCGCCUUCCCCCCGCUAGACGUGGCGAGGAUCCUGCGCCGUUCAUCGAGGUUACCGUCAUGUCGCUGUGGGAGCUCAACGACAUGGUCGAGCACUUUCGGGCUUGCAAGAAUCAUGCGGCCUGUGUGACGCGCACACAGGCCAGGCCGCCACGUUGCGAGAAGCUGGAAAAUCUGGGCAGGCAGUGCGACGAAUGCAUCUACGACUUUGGGGUGGAUGAUGAUCCAUGGAAUGGAUUGACCGCGAGGGAACGGAAGUGGGGGACGUACUAA